UGAGCAGCCAUCUUGGAUAGACAGAUCAGACUUGAGCCAGGAUAACCUGCACUCCUCCUCUGAACAGCUCUAGACCUCAAAGCUGAAAGGUUUCAUAUCUGAGCCACAAUGGCCACUGCACCGUACAACUACUCCUACAUUUUCAAAUACAUCAUUAUCGGGGACAUGGGGGUAGGGAAGUCAUGUUUGCUUCACCAGUUCACAGAAAAGAAAUUCAUGGCCGACUGCCCCCAUACGAUCGGCGUAGAGUUCGGUACAAGGAUAAUUGAGGUGAGCGGCCAGAAGAUCAAGCUGCAGAUUUGGGACACUGCGGGACAAGAGCGCUUCAGGGCUGUCACCCGCUCCUACUACCGUGGAGCAGCAGGGGCGCUCAUGGUCUAUGACAUCACCAGGAGAAGCACAUACAACCACCUCAGUAGCUGGUUGACUGAUGCCAGAAACCUCACCAAUCCCAAUACUGUGAUCAUACUCAUAGGAAACAAAGCUGACCUGGAGGCCCAGAGGGACGUCACGUAUGAGGAGGCAAAGCAGUUUGCUGAGGAGAACGGUCUGUUGUUCCUGGAAGCGAGUGCAAAAACAGGUGAAAACGUUGAGGAUGCCUUCCUGGAAGCAGCGAAGAAGAUCUACCAGAACAUCCAAGAUGGCAGCCUGGACCUGAACGCAGCCGAGUCAGGGGUCCAGCAUAAGCCCUCAGCCCCCCAGGGCGGCCGGCUAACCAGCGAACCACAGCCCCAGAGGGAAGGCUGCGGCUGCUAAUGACCAAGCAAAACCCCCCUUCAUCAUCAUCAUCAUCAUCUCCUCCUCUCUCUCACUCUCUCUCGCCGUCUGUCCUGCCCGCCCUCCUUCAAACAUCCAUCCAUCCCUCUACCUCCAUCCACCCUCCUCCUUCUUCACUGCACCAGGAGGCUUUGGAGGGAAGGAAGAGGGUGGGGCCAGACUGAGCUGGGCUGUGUGGACUACAUCUCUCCCCUCCUCCUCUCUGCGCCUCUCACUCCUCCUCCUCUUUAAUCUGUGUUAUCGCUACAUCAUUUUCCUCUUUCUCCCCGCCCCUCCACUCUUACACCAUUCUGUCUAGUCCCCUCUGUUAAACUAUCAUAAAGGCCACCACGCUUCUCAUCGGGCUACUGACACUUGACAUAGAUGUAAUGUUCAUAUGAUAAUGAUAAACCGAGACUGUUUUUUUAUGUUUGGUUUUAUAGCUCUGUAUGACAUCUCUGUAAACACUGCAUUAAUUCAUCCACCUCUCAUCUGUUUGUAUGGGAUCGAAAAUUAUAAUCUCAAACUCCUGAAGCCUAACCUGCAAGGUUUACCCAUCCAGCAUUUAUUGAGAUAUGCGGGUGUCCCAUCAUAAGGCAGGGAAAGCAAUUGAGUAGUGUAUCAUGGGCCCACAAAGGUAGAGGCUCUAGUGUGUCACACGAUGUGUAGCUGAGAGAGCUUUUUCUGCAGGUUUCAAACCUGCUUGUGGCUUUUUUAUUCAGUUUCUGAAAUGCUUGCCACAAUAGAGAGAGAGGGGGGAAACUUUGAGGAAACUAUGAAUUUACCUCAAAUUCCUUGGUAAUUCCUUGGUCUCUCCAAAGAGAUAUCACAGGAAGGAAUAUUGGGUGUUUUCCUGCUUGUCCGUGUGUGUUUGUGUGUUAAGAAGUUGAAUGGGAGUCCUUUUGACUAAUUUAAAAUGACACUUUUACGUUAAAACAUUUAUUUUCUUUUUUGGGCGGACAGAGUCAUUCAUUCGGUCUCUUUGCACCAAUUCUUCCUCUCCUCACACAUCUGAACCCCGAAACUCUCUACCAGGUCAUAUCAACAGAUUCUGUCUUUUACCAGCAUUUUCUUUGUCAUUGUUUGUUGCCUUAUUAUUCUUAAUGUAAUUACUCUUUAUCUCUUUGCUGCACUUGCUCUUCACACUGCUGUUGGACUUGCCCUGAUUCAACAAAUCAAGUCUUAUAGAAGAAUUAUUGCAAAUACAAGCAGCGGCUGUAAAAACAAAACAAAACAAAAAAAAACAUCAGCAGCAUGGUAUAAAGUCCACAUCGUAACUUUUAAGAUGUGAACAAAAAAAAAAAGUCAACACUCCCUUAUCUGAAGUGCUGCACUGAAGAGCAGAUCUGUUGUUCAUUUGGGCGGUUGUUCCUCUGCUUUGUACAUUACAACACCAAGCAGCAUGCCCCCAACCCUGAAACAGUGAAAUUGUCAAAAUCCAAUUAUGCUUCUUUUUUUUUUUCUUCCCCCUUCAAGUACAAUUUUUCUGUACCAGAGUGAUUCCCUGAUUGGAGAGCUGUAAAUAUUGCUUCUUAACUAUUGGUGAUGACCUUGCUACUUGGGAUUUAGAAAUGUAUUUGCUGGCUCUGCCAAGAUCUGUACAGUUGAUGUGCUAGUGGGUUGCCUGUAAUUCAUGCUUGGGAAAUUCUGUAACAUAGUUUCUAUUAAUAAAUGUAUGUAAAGGACAGACACCUAGAAACACCCCCUUCAAACCAUCCUGUCUGCACACUACCGAACCUGUCAAUUGGUUGAGGGGAGAGGAAGUGGAUUGAUGACGUGCUAACUAGUAUUUAUGUCUGCAAACUCUUUCCUCUCAUCGAGUUGAGAAUGGGGCACUUUUAUGUUAAUAAUCUUUUUCCACCCAUUGUCCCUCCUCCACAUGGGAGGGGCUAGCAUCACUGUCUUAACUUUUUGGGGAGAGCGGAUUGGUUUGUUAUUGUGGGAAGUCAGCGGGCUGGGGUCUUCCUUUUUCCUGUGUCCCACCUCCUGCAGUCUGAGUGACCACUUCCUGCUUUUGUCUGUCCACGAGUACAAAAAAAAGUACAUAUGUAUAAAUUUUUAAGGAGCUGUGCUAACAUUUAAAUGCGUUCUUGAGUGUAUAUGAUUUUAAAAUGUUGACAUUUUGAUUUUAAUGACAAAAUACUCUAGACAGAAAAAAUAAAUUAUACAUAACCUGUU
Molecule: messenger RNA, 2934 nt
Organism: Labrus mixtus (cuckoo wrasse)
Lineage: Eukaryota; Metazoa; Chordata; Actinopteri; Labriformes; Labridae
Gene: rab14l
Product: RAB14, member RAS oncogene family, like
Exons: 8
Coding region: 109-756 (215 amino acids)
Biological process (GO): endocytic recycling; defense response to bacterium; phagosome maturation
Cellular component (GO): trans-Golgi network; Golgi apparatus; recycling endosome
Molecular function (GO): GTP binding; GTPase activity
Source: RefSeq, a predicted model, not a curated record